Molecule: messenger RNA, 1617 nt
Organism: Epinephelus fuscoguttatus (brown-marbled grouper)
Lineage: Eukaryota; Metazoa; Chordata; Actinopteri; Perciformes; Serranidae
Gene: rcvrn2
Product: recoverin 2
Exons: 3
Coding region: 1-582 (193 amino acids)
Molecular function (GO): calcium ion binding
Source: RefSeq, a predicted model, not a curated record
AUGGGAAAUACCACCAGUAGCGCAUUAUCAAAGGAGAUCCUGGAGGAUCUAAAGCUCAGCACCAAAUUCACUGAAAACGAGAUCAGCCAGUGGUACGAGAACUUUCAGACUCAGUGCCCGACGGGACGUAUCACACCUGAAGAGUUCGAGCAGAUCUAUGCCCGCUUCUUCCCUGACAGCGACGCCAAGAGCUACGCACGACAUGUGUUCCGCUCCUUUGACACCAAUGAUGACGGCACUUUGGACUUCAAGGAGUACAUCAUUGCACUGCACAUGACCUCCACUGGGAAGACGACCCGAAAACUGGAGUGGGCCUUUUCGCUGUUUGAUGUGGACAAGAACGGAUACAUCAACAAGACAGAGGUGACGGAGAUCUGCCAGGCCAUAUUUAAGCUGAUCCCAAAGGAGGAGCAGAGCAGGCUACGAGAGGAUGAGAACACACCCGAGAAGAGAGCCAACAAGCUGUGGUCUUACUUUGAAAAGAAAGACAACGAGCGACUGGCUGAAGGAGAGUUCAUCAAAGGAGUGAUUGAAAAUGAGAAUGCAAUGCGUCUUAUCCACUACGAACCAAUGAAACAAUAAAGUCAUUCCUGUUUCUUCCCCUCUCCUUUCUCUCGUUAGACUCUACAAAACAAUUUUUCUCCUCUUCCCUUCGAGCCUCAGAGGCUUCCUCCUCCAUCGUCUUCAAUCUGCUUUGUGUAAAUACUCUUCUCUGCAGUGUCUUGGUUGCAACUAAUUUUUCAGUAUGUUUCACUCAUGUCAUGUUGUUUUGUUUAUUGAUGAAUUUGUUCUAUUAGAGGCUAAAAGAGGCAAAUGAAGAUGUAGUGUUUGAAAUGUGUGUGCAACUAAAAAGAAGAUUUACGGUGACUAUUAUUAAAGCAAUAUAUAAUAUAUAGGCAGGUGCUAUUUGCACCCAGGUGUCCGUAGCCAACAAUGUCAUUUGCACUCAGGGUAGAACAGCUAAUGUGGCUAUUUACACUUGUGUGUAUUCCUGGGCAUCCUGCGUCGAAAUACAACCAGUCUUUUAAACUAUUCUGCUUAAGUUUAUGUACAUAGUGUACAUUCAGCAGGUUUAUACAUCCUACAAAUUGAAAACAAGUCAACUAAACUUAAAGGUGAUAACCCAGUGUUGAUUGAGACAGGAUUCAAUCCCAGUCUCCUGUGUGAAAGUCCUGUGCUCGACAAAUUCAUCGAGCACAUAUAACCCCAUACGGGUCGGCCAGUCUGGUCCGUGGUCAGUGUUUACUUUUUCAAGUAACACUCGCAGUCCCAGAGAGUGAGUGACCUGACAGUGCGUUCAUAAAUUCAGUCUGACGCUCUACACUAAAACGAGAGCCCCGUUGGUUGAAGACACGGAGCUUUACAUUUCUAUGUGAAUUAACGAACGAUUAAGUUAAUUGCACAUUCACUCUGCUCGGCUCUUUGAUUCUCCAAGAGUGCGGUGCUCUGGAUAACCAAACGAUAUAAUCUGACAGCAUUACGAAUUUACAAACGGUCCAGUUUGAGUAUUUCUGAACGCGCCACUUGCAUCAUCUUCCACCAUAGUCUAAAACAAGCCAACAGAACUUGCUAGCUAGUGCUAGCUAUUGUCUGUGGAGCAUCGUUUUGCCCCCAGCU